AUGGCAGACAUACUCUUGCUCACAGGAUCCGCCACUCUCGGUUCUCUUUUCAGUCUCAUUACUCAUCUUGACUAUGUUAUAAACUGGAGAAAGAUCGUGGACGACCGUUUCGAGGCGCGCCAACGCCAUGAGCAUAGCCAAAUCGCCAUGCUUGGAAAGUCUGACAGAGGAUGGCGCGCUGGAGUCAAUUGGGCUGCCACUUACACCUACGAUGUUGAUUGUCUCCUUGUUUUGUUUUGGUCAAUCACUUUGUUCAUUGGGACGUACAACAUACGUAUAAAGCAGCAAAACAAAAGGGCUAUGUCUGUCAUAUUCAAAUUCACAGCCCUAUUUCUUCCCGCACUCAUGAUCGGGUUUGCGGCUGUCGCGUCAGUUGCACACGCCCCACUCGCCUUCGUUUUUUUAGUAAAUGCCAUCUUCGUUAUAUGCCUCACGGCCGGUGCCCUUGUUGUAGUAGCAGUACUAUACAAGUAUUUGGAAAGCCGAAACAUUUUUAAUCGUAUCUUUUACAAAAACACUUCUUACAUAGUCGGUUCGUCUGGUAGAAACAGGACUGUAUCCAGUAGCACCACGGUUCGAAACAGAGCCAGCACCGACAAGUGGCUCAUCCUUCGAUUCGGGAUCAUCAUGGCGAUUCUCCUUGUCUUCGAAGGAGCGCUCAUUGCUUACCAGACUGUCAACUAUCAGCACAAUCGUGAUCCUGACAGGGUUGAGGCCAAUGCACCGGACUACAGCGUGGAUCAGGUGAGGGUUGAGCUUUGGCAGUACUUGCCAGAGAGCUUUCCAGCCACCAUCGCCUUCUGCAUCUUCGGUACCACCGGUCCGUUCCGACGUGAAUACGUAAAAGCGUUCAAGUUCUGUUUCUCUUGUGGCCGCAAGAGUCGAUCCAUUAGGGAGCGUCGAUCUCUUCAUGGCCCCGAGCCUUGGUUACAGCUCCAGACAGGCCCGUUCAACGUCCAGUCCACUCCAGCGAGCCCAACUGUGGCAGGAGCGUCAAACCGACCUUGGCCCGUGAGCAAGAAUCGUACUCUCGACAUCUCAGAAGUAGAGAUGCAGGCAUCACCAGUCUCGACCGCUGCAACCGCAGUAGAAGGCCCGUGGGAAGCAAUCACAGCAGUCGGUCCACCAGGCCUCAUGUAUGGCAACUCAACCAACGGGACUACGUCUUUCGCCGAGGGACCAUUGACGCCGCUUUCGCACCACACCGAACAAAUCUCAGGACCGUAUUACCCACCUAAGGUCCGCCAGUCUUGCGACUCGGGGCACCGGAGCCUUAUAUCGCUCAAACCACUAAACUCGCUACCGGAGACGCUGUCAACAAAGGGCAUCAGGUCGUCCCUCAUGUCAAAGCGCACACGCAGCAGCUCCUCUACCACCGCCACCGUGCCCACGGCAUCUAGGCCAAGCUCACUCAAGAGCCCUCGCUCUUCGCUCCGCAGCCCGCGCAGCUCUCUCAAGAGCCCGCGCAGCUCGGGCGUAACAUCCACCGCAGCCUCGCGCGCCGCAGCGCCUCUCCCACCACCCCCAGCAGCAACGGCCUCGACAUCCACGCCCCGCAGCCUGCGCAGUCCCCGCGCCAACCGCGCCAGCAAUGCCAGCACCGCCAGCUCUGCGCACCACCACAAAUCGACGCGCGCGCCUGCGCCUGCUUAUCCCUCCUCCCACCGCCGCACCCUCUCCGAGGACCCGCUCUUCAAUCACCCCAAGUCGCCGCGCAGCCCGCGCGUCGACAAGGAUCUUCCGCCCGUGCCGCCUCUGCCUGUCAGCCGUCGCAACUCGACUGGCAGCAGCGUGCAUGACAGCUCGGUGGCAACGCCGUCGCCGCUGCCGUCGCCGGCGCCUGGGACGAGCUUUUUCCUGGAACCGAGGGCGGCGGUGGGGACGGCGAGAGAGGGCGAGAGCCCUGCGUGGCUGGACACGACGUCUGUAGUUUCGGAGGGGAAGAAGAGCGAGGGGUAG
Messenger RNA from Aplosporella prunicola CBS 121167, 1959 nucleotides. RefSeq lists its product as uncharacterized. The coding region runs from base 1 to 1959 and encodes 652 amino acids. The record is from RefSeq and is a predicted model, not a curated record. The transcript is spliced from 5 exons. NCBI's taxonomy places the organism in Eukaryota, Fungi, Ascomycota, Dothideomycetes, Botryosphaeriales, Aplosporellaceae.